AUGAGCCACAAUAACGACGAAUUAACUUCGUUGUUAUCGUCUAGACGUCCCUCUGUGACUCAUUCGUUUUUGGAUACGCCAAUUGGUUCGUUCAAGGGGCCUAACUCGCUACACAAUUUUGCUAGUUCAUUUACACGAGCUCAAUUUUUCACUGCUUCUAAAAUAGAUAAUGCGAUUCACAAGAAACGGUCAUUUUUCAUAGAUAAUCCGUCACCCCAGGGAAACAGAGACGGACUGUUUUAUGAAGAUGAAACUUUCGAUCCUGAGUUGAUAGUGCCUUCGUAUCGUGGUGAGCGACUAAGCUCAAUUGUUGCUCAUGAUUCUCCUCUUCAUAAUCGAAAUCAACAAUUUAUGAAUAAUACUCCCUUGGGUGAUUAUGCGCUACCAAAUAAUGACGUCUUUUACCAAGAUGAUAUUGUUAAUGCUAUGAACGACUCGAGGUCGAGGCAAGGGUCAAAGUCUGAUGAAAUUCCAAUUUUUGGUAAAAAGAAAGUAUUUCCUCAGCCUUCAUUUUCCAGUUUAAGAAGUUCGAUUUCAUUAGCAACUACUGCAUCGCAAAUUCUCUUAAAGAAAGUUGAGGAUGGAGAAGGUAACAUCGUUACUGUUUUAGCAGGACACUCAACGGCUCCACAGACGAUUUUUAAUUCAGUCAAUUGUUUAAUUGGCGUGGGUUUAUUGGCAUUGCCUGUUGGGUUAAUGAGAGCUGGCUGGGUUUUGGGUUUACUGAUUUUGUUUCUUUGUGGUAUAACUACUUUUUGGACUGCAACAUUACUUUCAAAAGCUAUGGAUGUCGACGAUACAAUCAUGACCUAUGCCGAUGUCGGUUAUGCUGCCUAUGGCUCCACUGCAAAACUCAUCAUAUCCUUGUUGUUUUCAGUAGACUUGAUGGGUGCCGGUGUUACCUUGAUUAUAUUGUUCAGCGACUCAUUUAUUGGUGUACUAAGCAAUAAUGAGCUAACAAACAAAAUGAUAACUUUUUGCAUACUAACUCCAUUUACAUUUUUGCCCCUUCCAAUUUUAUCCAUCUUUUCACUAUUUGGAAUAAUGUCAACAAUUUCAAUCACCAUCUUAGUUAUGGUUUGCGGGCUAAUCAAACAAACAUCACCAGGCUCGUUAAUCCAAGUAAUGCCCACGAAUUUGUGGCCCUCUUCGACCUCUGAUUUAUUACUAGCAGUUGGAAUUCUUUUGGCGCCAUUUGGCGGCCAUGCCAUUUUCCCAAACUUGAAAAGCGAUAUGAGGCAUCCAUAUAAAUUUACACAAUCGUUGAAAACUACUUAUUUCAUAACCUUGGCUACGGACUCCUCAAUGGCCAUUAUUGGGUUUUUAAUGUUUGGUGCAAAGUGUAGUAAUGAAGUGACUAAUACGCUUUUGGAUACUACAGGAUAUCCUAGUUGGUGUUAUCCCUUAAUCAAAAGUUUGAUAUGCGUAAUCCCCUUGGCCAAAACUCCAUUGAACGCAAAACCAAUCAUUUCGGCGUUGGAUGUAUUGUUGGGUAUUGACAAGGUUGAUAAAUCCGAUGUGGAGAAAAGGAAAAAGACAUUAAAUGCAGCUUGUAGAAUCUUUACAAAAAUUGGAGUCAAUGCACUUUUUGUUAUCUUGGCUAUAAUGUUUCCAGAAUUUGAAAAGAUUAUUGGCAUUUUAGGUGCUUCUAUUUGUUUCAUUAUUUGCAUAAUCUUGCCUUGUUUAUUUUAUCUUAAAUUGUGUGGUGCUAAAGUUGGUAAAUUAGAAAGAUUUUUUAUACAUUUUGUAGUAGCUGUAUCCUGUGUUUUGGCAGCUUUGGCUACAUGGGCGGUUCUUAGAUUUUAG
Messenger RNA from Lodderomyces oxycetoniae, 1806 nucleotides. RefSeq lists its product as uncharacterized. Gene Ontology annotation, molecular function: L-glutamine transmembrane transporter activity. Bases 1 to 1806 code for a protein of 601 amino acids. Gene Ontology annotation, biological process: proline transport; amino acid transmembrane transport. The transcript has a single exon. NCBI's taxonomy places the organism in Eukaryota, Fungi, Ascomycota, Pichiomycetes, Serinales, Debaryomycetaceae. The record is from RefSeq and is a predicted model, not a curated record. Gene Ontology annotation, cellular component: fungal-type vacuole membrane.